CUUGCUUUGUGCCUUGACAGAACAUUUCAUGAAGGGAAACGCAGUCAUAAUCAAGAUUGGAUACGACGCGACUGCUUUCUUUGAUCGAGAGGGUUAUACAAUAAGCAAGCUGGCAACAUGCAUGACCAACACAAAUCACAACAGACUCCUCUGCGUAGUAGGAUGAUGCUGCAAGUUGUGACUUCGGCAUUGGUACAUGAUGCUUGAUGCAUUGUUCCAUGAUUCUUCAUGAGAGCGAGCACGCAGCGCUGUGAUCUGGAGUGAAUUACUAAAAGGACCGCCUUGUCUUCUUUCUGAUGACCGUACCGAAGAGACCCGAAUCAUCCAAAGAAAUCGUCUGACCGUCCAUAAUAUGGCGUCGGACCGAUUGCGGAGGCGGAUCGCCAACCAUGACGUUCAGUCGAACGUAACGGAAAGCUUUGUUACGAUCGGAACACCCCUCCCGUCUCUCGGCUCAAAUAGCUAUGACGCAAACGAGUACAAGCCGAUUUGGGAGCAAGAAGUGCGCGACGAGCAAGGCCGUCGGCGCUUUCACGGUGCCUUCACUGGCGGCUUCUCUGCAGGCUACUUCAACACCGUCGGUUCUAAGGAGGGAUGGAAGCCAACGACCUUCAGAAGUUCGCGCACCGAAAAGCUCGCCGCGAGUGGCGGCGGCGAGAAAGCGAAACCGAUGAGCAAGCCGGAAGAUUUUAUGGAUGAAGAAGACCUGGCCGAGUUGCGUGAAGAGCGGCAGAUCCAAAGCUCAAACCGCUACAGCGAUUCCGCAGUCGGUACCUCUGCUCCUAUUGGGCGUGACCCGCUAAGCGGCGCAGGCGAAGGAGAGCCACUUGCGGCAGCAUUUCUUGAUUCCCUCGUGCGGCCCAAGCACUCCUCCGUCGGAACCAUGAUGCUUAAGCGCAUGGGCUGGAAAGAAGGUCAUGGUCUCGGUCCUCUCAUUACCGCCAAGAGACGCCGGGAGCUACUCGCUCUUUCCCGUCCUUCUACGUCCAAAGUGACGUUAGACGACCUCGAAGGGGAGGCAGAUGGAGAGGAUGCGGAUCAUCUGCCCAUGCUCGCACGGACUGGGAAGAGACAGCUCUAUCCUCCGCCAGACACACCUCUCAAUACAAUGCUGAACAAGGAAAAUCGUCAUGGACUGGGUUAUUCUGCCGGUAGCAAGGGCAUGGAUGACGUGCUGCGGCGCGUAUACAGGGAGCGCAGGGCUCUCAGACAUGGUGAAGACCCCAUCCCUGGCGGUCCAGGUACAAGGGGCGGCGCGAAUCUCAAGCCCACAGGUCUAGGUGGUCUCGGAAACGCAUCCGACGAGGAAGAUAUGGAUGCUUUCAUGGGCAGUGUGGAGGGCGAUAUUGAAGACUGGGCGUUCGGUCACAGUCAGUUCCGCGACCAUGAACGUGGCCGUGAAAAUCGCCUUUUGCUGGGUCAGGUAUCACGCAAAGACGCUGGCAGUGUCGCUCACGCUUGCGCGCAAGGGAGCGCGGAGAUGGCAGAUGAUUACGCAACGAGGUGGCGUGACGGACGGCCCUUGCCGCCAGGUUUUAGGAGAGCUGCUCAAGUGCAGAUGCCCGACAAACGGUUCCAGCCCUUGCCGGUAUCUCCUGACUGGCAACCAGACCAGCGGCGCGUCUUAGCGAUCAUCUCGAAUGAGUCGGCCAAGGCAAGCGAGACGGCAGCUGCCGAGACGUACGCCAACAUGAAACCUGAAGACCGUGCGCGCAUACUCGGCGAAGCGCGAAUACCUGGGCCAGCCCCAUCUCUGUCUGACUAUAUUUCUUCCAAGGCACAAGAAGCGCUUCAACGCAGCCGAGAAACCGGCGACAAUGCCGCAGUCGCUGCGCCGUUGUUGGUGGCAUCUGCACAAAGCGCGGUCCAACCCUUCGCUCCAAAGCUCACCAUCCCUCCGCUCGAUCCGUCCACCGCGCUCGCUGCGAUCCGCGGCUACAUGCCAUUCGGUGCUGAUCUGUCCAAGCAAGCACGAUACCGUGCGUACCUCAAGUCGCAAGCAUUUCCCACCGACGCAUCCGUGCAGCUCGACAGCGCAGCGGUCAUUGCUGAGACACAAAUGUCCGUCGAGCAGGUCAACCGAGAGCUUGACGAAUUCGUCAAGAGUGCUGCUAUCUUCCGACCCAUGAAUGCUGCCAUGGCGAACCGCUUCCGCAGCGCAGAUAGCGCGAGCAGCGCUAAGGAGUUCGAAAGCCCCAAGCCGGGUCUGUACCAACCGCCACCGGCUGCGUCUUCCGCACCGUCGUCGUCAACUGGCAAUGCCGCCGAAGCAGAGGCGAGGAAAGCGAUAGAGGAGAGGCUCCGCGAAGAAGAGAGGCAAGCCCGCACGCCGGCGCAGAAUGCUGCGCGCGCAGGCGUGUUUGGCAAGAUGACGCGCUCCGUGGAAGAGUGGGUUCCCUCUCGUCUACUCUGCAAGCGCUUCAACGUGCCAGAUCCGCAUCCGGAUCGUACGGGUCGCGAAGCUGCUACAGGCGGAGCAGAUGCGGGAGCAGGAGCCGGCGAUAACGCGGAAGAGGAACAGCGGCCACCGCCUAGGAGACGGAAGGACCCCUUUGCGUUGACGACCGACGCUGACGACUUGCCGCGUGGCUCGGCUACGGUAACAUGGGAGGCGAACAAGCGCUCGAUCCAGGCGAUGGCCAAGGAGCGCGCCUGGCUACAAGGACAACCUUCUCCGUUUUUGGACGCAUCUUCCUCCCUAGCCGGCGGCGCUGACACAGGCAGUUCUGGAACGCCAGCGGGAGGAGCCCGUAUCACCAGCACUCCACUCGCAUCGGAUGGCGGUGGCGGCGUUCCACCAAGUUUGGAUCAGGUCGGCCUCGGUGACGACCCUACGCAAGGCCGCGACACGCUCACCUACCAGAAACCGAGCAUCGACAUAUUCAAGGCGAUCUUUGCUUCUGAUGAGGAGGACAGUGAUGAAGAAGAAGGACAAAAUACUGGCGUCGAUGCGAAAGCCGAAGUUGAAGGCGCAUCACAAGCCAAAACAGCACCCACGACGGACAAGAGCAUCGCAACCCUUUUACAGCGCGACCGGGUUGGCGAUAUUGCCGACGGAACGCCUCUGCUGAUUCGUCCAACUUUUAUCGCCAAGUCUCAGCGCGAGGCGGCUGGCAAAGCGCUUGUUGCGGAUGUUGAGGUAGGCGCGGAAGCAGCAGGGAGGAUUGAUGCGAAAAAGCGCAGGAAAGACAAGGACAAGCAGAAGGACAAGACGAAAAAGGGCAAGAGCGGGUGCCAUACACUCAGUUUCGGGAUGGAAGAGGAUGAUGGAGGCGAAGAGGAAUUCUCCCCUGCGUUUAGAAUCACAUCAAGACCAAAAGCCUCGGAUCUUUUCUAGCGUCCGAACUUUAUAAUGCAUCCUAACAACUGCUGGGGUAUUUCGUGCACUGUAUUUUUGGGCUUUGAAGCGAGGGGGUCUCGCCGCACGAGAAUCGAGAUGACGAAGGUGACGC
This is a messenger RNA of Tilletiaria anomala UBC 951, 3452 nucleotides long. RefSeq lists its product as uncharacterized. Gene Ontology annotation, biological process: mRNA processing. Gene Ontology annotation, cellular component: nucleus. The transcript has 3 exons. Lineage: Eukaryota; Fungi; Basidiomycota; Exobasidiomycetes; Georgefischeriales; Tilletiariaceae. Bases 353 to 3337 code for a protein of 994 amino acids. Gene Ontology annotation, molecular function: RNA binding. The record is from RefSeq and is a predicted model, not a curated record.